Molecule: messenger RNA, 2772 nt
Organism: Cottoperca gobio
Lineage: Eukaryota; Metazoa; Chordata; Actinopteri; Perciformes; Bovichtidae
Gene: slc1a7b
Product: solute carrier family 1 member 7b
Exons: 11
Coding region: 1-1740 (579 amino acids)
Biological process (GO): L-glutamate transmembrane transport
Cellular component (GO): plasma membrane
Molecular function (GO): neutral L-amino acid transmembrane transporter activity; L-glutamate transmembrane transporter activity; glutamate:sodium symporter activity
Source: RefSeq, a predicted model, not a curated record
AUGGCCGUGGCUUUGGAUGCAGUGUGGUUGAGGGUGAAGAACGUCUGCAAACAGAAUGGGCUCCUCAUCAUGUCGGUGCUGGCUGUAAUCAUUGGAUGUCUUUUGGGAUUCUUCCUGCGGACACGGCGCCUCACGGAGCAGGAGGUGAAGUACUUCCAAUUUCCUGGAGAGCUGCUGAUGAGGAUGCUGAAGAUGCUGAUUCUCCCACUCGUCGUUUCCAGUUUGAUGUCAGGACUGGCAGCCCUCGACGCCAAGUGUUCCAGUCGGCUCGGCCUCAUCACAGUGUCUUAUUACCUGUGGACCACCUUUGUGGCCGUGGUAGUGGGAAUCAUCAUGGUCUCCAUCAUCCACCCAGGCGGUGCAGCACAGAAAGAGGACUCUGAGGACAGUGGCAAGCCUAUCAUGAGUUCUGCUGAUGCUCUGCUGGACCUCAUCCGCAACAUGUUUCCAUCUAAUCUGGUCCAGGCCACAUUUCAGCAGUAUCGAACGAGUAGUGAGUACACUGUUGUGAAACCCAAGCCAACGGUGAGUCAAGCCCAAUCAGAGUCCACCACACGGCGAGCGCUCAUCUACGGUAUCCAGGACGAUAAUGGGACUGACAUUCAGAACUUUGCCCUUGACCUGACUCCGCCCCCUGAUGUGCUCGUACGCAUACGAGAAGGAACCAGCGAUGGAAUGAAUGUCCUUGGAAUUGUUAUAUUUUCAGCCACCAUGGGUAUUAUGUUGGGAAGGAUGGGGCCAAAUGGCAGCGCCUUGGUGAACUUCUGCCUGAGCCUGAAUGAGGCCGUCCUUAGAAUUGUUGCCAUUGUUAUAUGGUACUUCCCGUUUGGCAUCGUGUUCCUGGUGGCCGGUAAAAUCCUGGAGAUGAGCGAUCCGUCAGCCAUGGGGAAAAAGCUGGGUUUCUACGCCGUCACCGUGGUGUUUGGUCUGGUGUUGCACGGCUUGUUCAUCCUGCCUUCCAUGUACUUCUUCAUCACCAAAAAGAGCCCCAUCGUUUACAUACGGGGAAUCCUGCAAGCCCUGCUCAUCGCCCUGGCAACCUCUUCCAGCUCUGCCACAUUGCCUAUAACCUUCAAGUGCCUCUUAGAGAACAACCACAUUGACCGCCGCAUCAUCCGUUUUGUGCUCCCUGUGGGUGCCACCAUCAAUAUGGACGGCACCGCUCUCUACGAGGCUGUGGCAGCAAUAUUCAUCGCACAAGUGAACAAUUACGAGCUGGACUUUGGUCAGAUCAUCACCAUCAGUAUCACAGCCACUGCAGCCAGUAUUGGUGCAGCAGGGAUCCCACAAGCUGGACUGGUCACCAUGGUGAUAGUGCUAACAUCUGUUGGGUUGCCAACUGAUGACAUCACUCUCAUCAUUGCAGUCGACUGGGCAUUAGACAGAUUCCGCACCAUGGUGAAUGUAAUGGGGGAUGCUUUGGCCACAGGCAUCAUGGCACACAUCUGCAGGAAAGACUUCAUGCAAGAGGGAGAUGGGGUGCCAAUGAUGUGUGAGCCCAAACCCGUGUUGAACCCCCCAACUCUGAUGAACUGUCACAACAACAACGGCAACUACCGGCCCCCUUCUUCAGGAGCCAAGCACGAGCUUAUCCCUUCUGACGUGGCCCGGCUGAUACAGCUGGAGGAGGGCGUCCGGCCGCCUACAGAGAGGAAGAAGCCUCCGAUUCCCUCGAGGAAUCUGAAGAAGAGCAAAGAACACUGCACCAUUGACAUUAAUGGUCUUGAGACCAAUGUAUAACCUCCUCCUGGAGUUUAUCAGGUCGUCUGUGUAGGAGUGCUGAUCAGGACCUCGGAGCAAAGGACGUCUGUACAGGUGGGAGGACAGAACGGCCAUCUCUCAUCUUAGUGUGGUGGGGGCAAAACUUAUUGGUUACAAGAUGUCCUGAAAUCUAAGAGGAAAGCCAUGUAGUGAGGAAAUUGUACAUCAGUGAAAUGCUUUCUGUGAGAUUGGACAAGUGUCUCACUAACCGUGGAAUUAAUGACACUAAAAGGACAACAUGUUUAUGAUUUCAUACAUAAAAUGUGUCCUUGGUGUGGACCUGCACCUAAACUCCCAGACUCGGAUUACAGGUGUGAGUACUUGCAUUGAUGAACUGAUUUGUAUUUGAUAUCUUCAUUUUAUAUUAUUUAUGAUUUUAGUUUUUGUCUGUAUUUAUUAUAUUUUAUACUACUGCAAGCAACCAGCUGUUUGUGUCGUAUAAGCAGCCUGGUCUCCUAAAAACUCAGUUCCCAUACAAUUAAACUGCAAUGUCAAUGACUUCGAGGGAAACAUAUUUUUUCACGGAUUACAUUUGUUUUUGACGUACCACAGAUAUGUUUGUAAUCAAUCAGAAAUCUGCAUAGGCAGGAGGUCGGGGAGGUUGGGUGGAUCAAACACACAGGACUUUCCCCCAGGAGACUGCUGUUAGUGUCCUGUGUGAAAUCAAAAGUCAUCGUUGACUUUUUAUGGCUCCGCCACUGCGACAGCGCAAGCGUCCACACGACUCACAGAUAAACUGAAUUAGAAUUUGGGGGUCAAAGGUCACAUCCGUUCCAUUCUUGUGAACGUGUUAUCCCAGGAGUGCCUGGAGGGAAUUUCUUCCGAUUUGGGACAAAACGUCCACUUGGACUCAAGAUAAACUGGUUCAAUUUUGGUGGUCAAAAGGCAAACGCUAACCUCGUCAUAAUUAUGGCCUUUUGGCCAUAAUUUUAUAAGAAUUCAUAUGCUAAUUUUGCAAAAAUGUCUAAUAGCAUAAAGUGAUGACAUUUUAGACUGACAUGGAUGUAAACU